Molecule: messenger RNA, 587 nt
Organism: Didymodactylos carnosus
Lineage: Eukaryota; Metazoa; Rotifera; Eurotatoria; Philodinida; Philodinidae
Source: the annotation of a GenBank genome assembly
CUUCUCUCUUAUCAUGUGUUUUGUGCUUACGUUUUGUCUACACUAUUUUUUAGAUGACAUUUAUUUCUUAUCUAAUAUGAUGAUGAUCAACUCUUCACCACCAUCACAAACAACAACAACAACACAAUCAGAUUCUACAAAACGUUUACGUUUAACUAUUCCAAGAAAUACUAAAACUGAUUUAUUAACAAAUACAAAUACAAUAUCACCAGAAAAAAUUGAUGAAAAAAAAAAUAAUAUACAAAAAAAAUCUAUUGAUUGUAAUAAUACAAUGACAACAAUGAAACAACAAUUAUCAACAUCAAUUGAUAAUGAAAAUGAUACAACAUUAUUAACGACAACAACAACAACGACAACGGUUGAAUUUAAAGUUAAAACAACGAAAACAUCAUCGUCAUCGUCAUCAUCAUCAUCAUCAUCAUCAUCAUCAUCACGUAAACGUAAAUUAAAUAUUGUUGAUGAUAUGAUGAAUACAAAUAAUAAUAAUAAUACUAAUAAUAAUAAUACUAAUGAUAAUAUUAACAAACACCAGCAACAACAACAACAAUCAGUUAGUAAGAAAAAGGUAAAAAUAUAUACAUAUUAUU